Perca fluviatilis (European perch) is the source of this 2542-nucleotide messenger RNA. It is a transcript of the gene efna1a, whose product is annotated as ephrin-A1a. Gene Ontology annotation, cellular component: plasma membrane. The coding region runs from base 230 to 904 and encodes 224 amino acids. The record is from RefSeq and is a predicted model, not a curated record. Gene Ontology annotation, molecular function: ephrin receptor binding. The transcript is spliced from 5 exons. Gene Ontology annotation, biological process: axon guidance; ephrin receptor signaling pathway. NCBI's taxonomy places the organism in Eukaryota, Metazoa, Chordata, Actinopteri, Perciformes, Percidae.
UGAGCGUUCAUUCACUACGGAUUUGUCGAGUUGCCCUUAUCUCUCUACGGGUUUUAUUCCUGUACGAAUCUAUUAGCUUUUUUCUUGUAUACCUACUGCAUGCGUAAAGUGUUUUCAAGCGCGCAGUCUCCAGGUGCGUGGAGUUCUUCUCGGUGAACUUUUUGGUGUUUUUUUUUUUCUCAACCUACCUGAGUUGUUUCCUCUCUGCACGCCUCCACUCCUCUCCACCAUGGAUUUGGUUUGGAUUGUGGGCUUCGUUGUGAGCGUCUGCGCCUGGUUUGCGUCAGCGGAGCGACACAGCGUCUACUGGAACAGCACGAACUCAAAGUUUCUCUGGGACGACUACACCGUGGAGGUAAAGCUCAAUGACUACCUGGACAUCGUUUGCCCCCAUUACCCUCAGGGUGAGGUACCAUUGCUGGAUGCUGAGCGAUACGUGCUCUACAUGGUGGAGCGAGAGGACUAUGAAUCCUGCAAGCCCCAAUCAUACGACCAGAUGCGCUGGGAGUGUGGCCAUCCGUUUGCUCCUCACGCCCCUGAGAAGUUCUCGGAAAAGUUCCAGCGUUUUACUCCGUUUACUCUGGGAAAGGAGUUCCGCCAAGGAGAAAGCUACUAUUAUAUCUCCAAACCUUUGCACCACCAUGGACAGGAGUGCCUCAGGCUCAGGGUGGACGUCGUAGCUGCUGAUGGCUCUCAAGAAGCCCGAGUAGCUAAAGGAGGCACAGGUGGGGCAGAAGUUGGAGCUGGGGGUGGGGUUCACAACCCGUCCAACAGACUGCCUGCAGCAGAUGACCCAGUGGUAAUCCUGCCAGAUGUCCAGAAGAGUGUACGGUCAAACUCUGAAGUGACAUCCCUCUCAAUCCUCUCAUUGCUAGUCCCAUCGUUACUGCUAUUGUUGCACUGAGAGUACAUGAAAGGACUGCUGUUGGCAGAUUAUUAUUUUUUUUUUUCAGGGACUACAAUGAAGACAGUCCGUGGGGAUGAAACCACUGACUCAAAAAGACAGUUAUCCAUGCCCAGUGCUGGCCACAGGGAGAGACUUUUGAAGCUUGUAAAGUACAGAUGGACUCUCUUGCACUACACGUGCUGAGUAACUCCUGAGCAUUUGAGACAAAGUAUGUGUGCUUAGUCUUAUUUUCCAAAAGGUGACAGUAUGUUUUUUAUUUUUUUUUCAUGGAAAGACCCAAGUUCUCCUUUUUUAUUUGUAUUUUUUUUAGGGCUCUGUCCAAAAACAAAAAAAAUUAACCUCUUUUGGAUGAUAACUCUAUAGAAGAAAAUAUGAAGAAGUUGAAGAGGAACGUAAAGCGGCCGAAGAACAAUCAAGAGCAAAGGCACCAACUCUGUUUGAAUUACAUAAAUUUAGAUGGGAUGAAUCCACAUUCAAUGGAAAAAUACCGUACCUUACCUUUUGAGCCAAAGAUCAGUCCUCUCUCCAACUUGUACACUAUUCCACCCUUGUGUAUUGUGUACUAUUUGUUGUAUUGUUAUCGUAAUUGUAUUGAGUGGCUGAUGUCCCAAGUGAUUACUUUCUCUAAAUGUAGCAUUGGCAGACACGGGGGCUCUUCUCAUGACUACCAUUCCUUUGCGAACUCGACCAUGUGCUUAUAUACUGUAGCACUAAUACUGCACAGUACAGAUACACCAACAUACACUCCACAACACUGUUACACACACACACACACACACACACACACACACACACACACACACACUGACAUCAUAUGACAUGAAAACACACCACAUUGAACUGUGUUAUGUGUACAUUCUGUGAAGAUAAUUUAUAACAUUUGCAGCUGAGAUGUUUUACUGUAUAUACCAUGUGCUCAUGAAAAGAAAUGUUUACUGUUGGCAAUGGGGAGAGCUUUUUUCUCUCUCCCUCUCCCCCUCCUGGUGGAGUUAGUGCUUGUGUGAAAGGAAAAAUGUGUGAGUUGCAGCGAGAGUAAGAAAAGGGAGCGAUUGAUUGAAAAGAGUGAUAAGACAAAAUGUUUUUCUGCCAAAAGCAAACACUGAGAUGUUGUGUGUAUCGCAGAGAGGCUGGACUUCUCUGUUUGUUGGAUCUCGCCGCUGUAUUGGUUAAACUGUCUGACAUGAAGUGCUGGUAUCUUUUCAUUACUACAGGAACCAACCUUGUGUAUCAUGGUGCUUUUCUUCAUGAGUUCAACCCCAGCAUAUACUUCUAAACACAAAGUGAAAUUAUUUACACUUUCAGAAUAAUGAUCACAGUUUUGGAUGAUUUGAAAAUGUUAUAGUUCACAACAGUCUAGACACGGCAUCACCCCGAGUUGCCAAGCACAUCUUCACCUGACAGGCUGGCUUGAUCAACAAAGCACAACAGUGUAUGACUACCAUUGAAGUCAGUCUUUUUUUUAUCUGAAUUCUUAUUACCUAAUUCUUUUGUACAUGUGUAAGUAGGAAAAUUGUAUAAUAUGUAUAUAUUUAUAUAUAUAUAUAUAUAUAUAGAAUAUUAUAUAAAAAGACCUGUUUGAUAAAUAUACUAAAUGUGAAAAUUUCAUGUGAAAUAAAAGAUAUUUUUGGAAAUCCA